This is a messenger RNA of Rotaria sordida, 2340 nucleotides long. The record is from the annotation of a GenBank genome assembly. Lineage: Eukaryota; Metazoa; Rotifera; Eurotatoria; Philodinida; Philodinidae.
AUGUCGGCAAUGAAUGAGGAUCAAGGAACUUUACUUAAUAAAGAACAAACGCUUCAAGAUGAUUAUAUUUUAACAUAUAGACAUCGACAAUAUGAAAAACGUUCUAUACGUUUAUUUUUAUGUUGUACAUUUUUAUUUGCACUUAUAUUAGCAACAUUAAUUGUUUUAUUAAGUUCAAUUAUGUUUCAUCCAAAAAAUAAUAAACAAUUUAAUGAAAAUAUUCAAAUUGAACUUAUGUGGACAAGUGGUUUUCCAAAAUUAUUAACAGAAACAGCAUUUCGUCUUGUCGAUUGUAAUUCUGAUGGUAUACUUGAUGUUAUAUUUGGUUAUGGAACUGGUGUUGAUACACUAGCAGAUAAUGGAUUAUUAUGUGAUCUUUAUUUUGAUGGAAAUCAUCCAUGUAAUGGAGGUGUUAAAGCUUUAGAUGGUCGUAAUGGACAAGUUUUAUGGAGUUAUAAUAAAUCAAAUCAUGAAGUAUUUGCAUUAAAUUGUCAACGUGAUAUUGAUGGAGAUCAUAUUCCUGAUUGUCUUACCGGUGGACGAGGAGGUACAUUUGAAGCUAUUAGUGGAAAAACUGGUUCAUUAAUAUGGACAUUUAAUAAUGAUAUACGAGAAACAACAAUGAAUUUUUAUACACCAUUAUAUUUAAAAAAAGAUUUUGAUAAUGAUGGUUUAGAUGAUAUUAUAACAAUACAUGGUGGUGAUCCAAUAAGAAAACCACAUGAUACUGUUCGAUUAGCAGGUGAAGUUCUUCUUAUUAGUACAAAAACUGGACAAUUAUUAAAUGUAUCUAUUGUUCCUGAUAAAAUGGAGUCAUAUUAUUCUCCACAAUUAUUACGAAGAUCAUCAAAUGAAGAAUAUAUUCUUAUUGGUACUGGUGGUGAAACACAUGGUGGUGGACUUUAUGCAUUUGAUUUAAAAUGUUUUACAAUUUAUUGUUCAUCACCAUAUAUUAAAAUAAUUAGUGAUGAAUAUAAAGGUGUUAUGACACCACCAGUUUUAAUCGAUGUUAAUAAUGAUAAUAUUGAAGAUAUUAUUAUUCCACUUUAUAAUUCAACAUUAUAUGCUUUUGAUGGUAGAACAUUUCGACAAUUAUGGAAUAGAACUUUUCCUAGUUCAGAAACAUAUAGUUCACCUGCAGUUGGAUAUUUUAAUGAUGAUGAUAUACCUGAUAUUAUGAUACAUUAUCAAACAGGACCAGGUUAUCCAUUAUAUUAUAGUGCUCAGACAACUAUUCUUGAUGGUCUUACGGGUAUACCAAUACUUGAUAAAUCUAUUGAACAAACAGUUGGUGUACAAAGUUCUCCAUUAACUAUAAGUUUUAAACAACAUGGACAUGAUAUGUUUAUUUAUUGGAUUGGAGAAUGUGAUGUAGUUGAUAAUAAUAUAGAAAGAAAAAUUGAUUAUGAUAUAAAUGCUCCUAGUGCACUACUUUCACAUGCUGAUAUUUGUAAAUUACGAUAUCAAUCAACAAGUUUUACUGCACUUCAUGGUCUAACACAAUCUAUGAAACCACCUGGUAUUCUCAUUUAUAAUUCAAAUUAUUAUGUUGCUCUUGAACGAAGUACAACAAAAUCAAGUUCAAUUGAUAUAAAAAAAUUUCUUCUACAAUAUCCUAAUUAUUUAUCAGUAUAUGAAUCUUGGCAACGAUUAGAUGAUUAUAUGCAGAAUCAAGAAACAACUAAUACAAAUCCAUCAACAUUAUCCGAUGAAAAUAAUGAUGAUAGUACAUUAAAUGAUGAUAAUGAUGAAAUUGAAGAUGAUAUUGAAUUUCGUUCAAAUCGAAGAAAAUAUAAACGACAUGUUGGUCCACAUGAUAAUGGUGGAUUACAAAGAAUUAUUUCAACUGGUACAUUAGCUCCUUCAUUUGAACCAAAUUCUAAAUCAACUAUUGAUUUAAUAUUUGCAACAUAUUGGAUUCAAUCAGAUACAACAACAUUAUUAGAUGCUAAUGAACGUGAAUGUAUUAAUGAAGGCAUGGCAAAAGAAGAAGAACGACUUAAAUCAACAAAUGUUAAUUUUUAUGGUAUGGAUCAUGAUGCAUAUGAACAUUAUAUAGAAGAUUUAUGUACAAAUAAAACUCGUUUAUAUGAAACAGUUUUAAAAAUAUCACCUGAUAUAAUUAAUCAAGUUCAAAUGUCAAUGUUAAAUCCAUUUAAAAAACAAUUUGGACAAUUAACUGUUUAUCGUAUUCGUUUACAUUUUAAAAAAACUCAAUGUGAACAAAAUAAUCUAACACAAUGUUCAAUUAUAUUAGAUAAUAAUGAUCUUCUACCAUUUAAACAACAAAUUUGGCCAGCUUAUAUGGGAAUAAAUGGUGAUUGUCAUGCAAAUAAUUGA